GUGAAUAUUGUAACUGUUAUGGCCGCCUCCGUGGCAGCUUGUGGCAACGUGAUAAAAUGUUUUGAUGCCUAAUGUUUUGUUCAUCUAUUUAGACGACUUUCAUAUCCUGUAAUUUUAAAGAUCUAUAUUUAAGGAGUAUUUAAACCCACUGGACUUUCAAAGGCAGAGUACUUUGUGACUAAAAGGAACUACACACACGCAGAAAUGGCUUCGUUUAAACCAAUGAAAAUUCCGGUUUAUCCUAAACUUGGAGAGAAAGUCACACAGGACACUCUGUAUUGGAAAAACUACAAGGCUCCAGUCCAGAUAAAAGAAUUUGGAUCAGUCACGCAUAUCGACGUCUCUCCUGUGGCCCCACAUAACUUUGCAGUGACAGCAUUUACACGAAUCCACAUUUAUGGCCCAUUCUCCCAGGAGCCUGUGAAGUCAUUCACACGAUUUAAGGAUACUGUAUACUGUGGGAGGUUCCGUUCGGAUGGUCAGCUCCUCGUGGCAGGAUGUGAGGAUUCGGUUGUGCAGCUGUUUGACGUCAGUGGCAAGGUGGCACUCAGGAAAUUCAAAGGACAUACAAAGGCUGUACACGUGACAGACUUCACCUCUGAUCGGUACCAAAUCGUUACUGGGUCUGACGACUACACUUGCCGAGUGUGGGACAUCCCCAAUGCGACAGAGCUCACCACCUACCAAGAACACACAGAUUACAUUCGCUGUGGCGUCACGAGCAAACUCAACAGGGAUCUCUUCAUUACGGGAUCAUACGACCACUCAAUUAAACUGUUUGAUGCCAGAGUUGAUAAGUCUGUAAUGACUAUGGAUCAUGGCCAGCCAGUGGAAAGUGUGCUUCUGUACCCUUCUGAAGGACUUCUUGUCUCAGCAGGGGGGCGAUAUGUCAAAGUGUGGGAUCUGCUGAAAGGCGGCCAGCCCCUGGUGUCACUGAGGCACCAUCACAAAACUGUCACCUGUCUGUGUCUGAGCAGCAGUGGCCAAAGAAUGCUGUCAGCGUCCCUGGACAGGCACGUGAAGGUGUACAACACGACCAACUACAAAGUGGUGCACAACUUUGAUUAUGCUACCUCCAUUCUCAGUUUGGCUUUGGCUCCAGAUGAUGAGACUAUUGCUGUGGGUAUGACCAACGGUAUCCUGAGCAUCAAACACAGGAAAAACCCUGAGGAGUCAACUAAAAUGUCAGGUCAACAUCGGCGACGACCGGCAUAUCGUGUGUUUGUCAAAGGGAAGAACUACAUCCCUCAACAGGAUGAUUAUCUUGUCAGUAAACCUGUGAAACAGCAUCUAGCACAAUAUGACAAACAUCUGAAGAAAUUUAGUGUUUCCAAGGCUUUGGAUACAGCUAUGCAGUCAGGGAUGAGACAAAAGAAGCCGGAAAUUCCAGUCGCUCUUAUAAAAGACUUGGAUCGAAGAGGAACUCUGAAAAAUGCUCUCGCAGGACGGAAUGAACAGGAAGUCACUCGGUUGGUCAACUUUUUAAUAGGGAACCUGGUUGACCCCAGGUUCACCCCUGUCCUCGUCAUAGCAGCUGAGAUGAUCAUUGACAUUUAUGGGUCGGUCAUUGGCCAAUCGUCCAUCGUGGACCGCCAGCUUUUGCGUCUCCAGGAUCUGCUGGAGAGAGAAGUCGACUACCAGCAAGACCUCGUGGAAGUGCUGGGUAUGUUGGACACUGUGUUUGCUUGCCAUCUCCCGAGGAAGGAGGUGCCGUGCCUGGGUGUGGACAGAUCCAAUGGCCUGGCCAAAGGAAAGACGUGUGCCUCACAGCCUCAGUUGCAGGCAACCUGACGUAUCUUGGGAUGGAAUGUAACCCUUAACAGCUUGUAUUAAACAUCCAAUCAGCCUGAAUUUGCCUCAUGUGACGGGCAACACGUGGCUCCAUCAGAUAAUAUCAGUUUGGUUCAUGUUUCAGAACCUUCAAACACAUCACAUUUAAUAAAAUGUGUUUUCCUGAAUGAGGAUUCUUUUUUUUAA
This is a messenger RNA of Hippocampus zosterae (dwarf seahorse), 1977 nucleotides long. It is a transcript of the gene utp15, whose product is annotated as UTP15 small subunit processome component. Gene Ontology annotation, biological process: rRNA processing; positive regulation of transcription by RNA polymerase I. The coding region runs from base 205 to 1791 and encodes 528 amino acids. The record is from RefSeq and is a predicted model, not a curated record. Lineage: Eukaryota; Metazoa; Chordata; Actinopteri; Syngnathiformes; Syngnathidae. Gene Ontology annotation, cellular component: nucleolus. Gene Ontology annotation, molecular function: protein binding. The transcript is spliced from 12 exons.